AUUAUCAAUUUAAUUAAUAACUCAAUAUAAGUAAAUCUCAUUAUUUUUUUAUUAUCAGCACUCUAAUGCGCUUUUGAAAUGUAUGAAGUAUCCUUUUAAACGUAUACACUACAUCUGACACGGUGUUUGGUGGAUCACCAUGGAUCCUUCUGGAUCGUAAAUUUGAUGAGAAAUUACAAAAAACAAUACAAUUUUGGAAGAUAAAUUUGAAGAGAAACUUCAGGAAAACAAUGAGAUUUUGGAAAAUAAACUCAAAAAUGUGGAAGAUAAAUUUUAUAGGAGGAUUAAAGAGCUGCAAAUUAAUGACAAUGGUGGGGCAAGAGCAACCUUGAAAGUGGAUACGUCUGCUAUCCACCUUCAGAAGGAUACCCCAGUCAAUAACUACAAUUGGCCUAUCGUUAUGCCAACUCAGCACAGUGGACUACCAUUUUUCGAUGGAAAAAUGCCAUGGGAGGAUUACCGCGCCUUGUUUGAUACAGCCGCAUGUAUACAUGGAUGGACACCGGUGGUGAAGGCUGCAAUGUUGAGACUGUCACUUCGUGGAGAUGCACUGGCAGUACUUCAUACGAUUCCAAUGACUGACAGACAAGACAUUAAUGAACUGUUGAGGCUCAUGGAGGCAAUUGAAGAACAGAGUUCAGAAGCCAAAUGAAUCACUCCAAGAAUUUGAAACCGACAUAGCUCGCCUUGUAAGGAAUGCUUACCCAUCUGUGGACGAUGAAGUUUAUGAGAGCUUGGCAGUUGAAAGAUUCCUGGAUGGUCUUCGUGAGGCAGAAACUCAAUGAGCUGUUGAACUUGCUCGUCCUCAGACCCUCAGUAAGGCACUCACUCAGGUUUUGGAAUAUGAAGCUGUGACACAAUAGGUGAGGGGCCAUGUACAUGUUUGUACAGUAUCAGCGGAAGAUAAUCAUGAUGAGUUCAUGGAGGAAAUAAUAAAGAGGAUCUUGGAGAAGCUAAGGACCAGGAGGAAGUUCCACAUCUAAAGCACCUGUGGUCUUGGAAACGUUCUACCCAAGGAAGACUCAGCUGGCAAGAAGUAGCUCCAUUCUCAUUACAUGUUAAGACCCUCUGGGCACAACGGGAUUCGAUUGUGGAAGAUGGAGGUAUCUUGAAGAGGUUGAUGUAAAAUGCUGCAGGUGAUCGGAAACGGCUACAAAUCAUUGCCCCGAGGAAGAGAAUUCCAAAAGUAUUGAAACAGCUACAUGGUGGUGUCUCUGGAGGGCAUUUUGGAGUGCAAAAGGCCCUGAAAAAGGCACGAGAGAGGUUCUACUGGCCAAAUUCAAAAGAGGAUGUCGAGAACUGGUGCCGAAAUUGUGCAGUAUGUGCAUCUGCCAAUGGCCCUAUGCCUAAGAAGAGAGCCCCUAUGCAGGAAUACGAUGUGGGAGCCCCAUUUGAACGGAUAGCCAUUGACAUUGCUGGGCCGUUUCCAAUAACUGAUGAUGGAAACAAAUACAUCCUGGUUGCAAUGGAUUUUUUCAGCAAGUGGGUAGAAGCCUAUGCCCUGCCAAAUCAGGAGGCAGUUACUGUAGCUGAUGUAUUAGUGAAGGAGUUCUUUAGUCGUUUUGGUAUAUUCCAUUGAAGUUACAUUCUCCAAAUCUGAAGUGUUUGCUCGAAUGUGUGAAGUAUUGGGCAUCAACAAGACCAGGACACCACCACUGCAUCCCCAAUCUGAUGGAAUGGUGGAGAGGAUGAACAGGACCAUGGUAAAAUAUAUGUCAAAGGUUGUAUCCAGGCAUCAACGAGACUGGGAUCAAUAUAUCCAUUUCUUCCUGAUGACAUACCGAAAUUCAAUCAAUGAGACUACGAGAAUGGCACCAACAAAGAUAGUUUUUGGGUGAGAUAUGUGACCUAAAGUAUGGAUGCAAGCCUGGAGAGGAACUGGAAUGGGAAGACUUCAUCACCAAGCUCCGGAAACAGAUGGAUGAAAUCCAUGAGACCGUCUGCACAAACAUCCAGGAUGCCAGUGACAUGAUGAAGCACCGCUAUGACUUCAAAGCCAGACCAUGGAGGAUACCAGACUGGUGAUAAGGUUUGGUUGUACAAUCUUAUGAAGUGGUCACAAGGAUCAACGAUGUGGUCUACAGGAUCAAGAAGCCACGAGGUACUCCACUCCAAUUGUCCACUUUAACCGACUGGCACCCUAUCAUGGAGACAAUACUGCAAGGGAAGCUCAAUAUAAGCGCAGGUUCUUCAACAAGCCAGCCCUGACUUUUAAGAGUUAAUGGCAAAUCUGGAGAUGUCAAAAGAAGAAGGGAAUGUCAAUGACAGUCGCCAGGACCUGUUCGCACUGCCAAAGAGCUAUGCAUUGGCCCAUUGCAUAGCUAGGAAUGUGGGAGCAUCACGAGGGACUGCUUCGGUCUUCAGGAGGAAGUUUGGAAGAUUUGAUGAGCUGAACCUCCAGCAUCCAACAGUGGGAAAAGCACUUCAUCUUCAGGAUCAGAACCAAAAUCGGUUCUAUUUAGUGACAAAGGACCAACCCCAGGAAGAAUCCACAUAUCAGACCUUGUGGCAAAGUCUAAUGCACCUACGGACUCAUCUCCAAUUCCUGGGAGUGGAGCAGCUUGGGAUCCCCAGACUCGGCUGUGGCUAUGAUGGAUUGGAAUGGAAGAUUGUGAGACCAAUGAUUGGAAGAAUCUUCAAGGACACUGGAAUUAGUGGCACCUGUUGUGUUUACAAUCCAUGGGCAGCCACACCAGCGGAUCCAUCGAAACCAGCUUGAUUGCUUGCCACACCUUCAGGAUGGAUCUUGAUUGUUCUGGGACAGAACAGUUUUAAGGAGAGGGCAGUGUUAUGGCCAUGAGUAUCGUAUGCAGGCCUAUAGAAGGAUUGAAGAGGCGAGGAGUUUCUGGUAAACAGGGGGGGGGGCUUCUGGAUCGUUCUAGUGUGUUACAGUUUUGGUGAGGGGAACCAUCGACCAAUGGUAAACGUGAUCUAGAAGUCUCUGGCAAGCUCCAUGCACUGUGAUUGGUCGGGCGUGUUCAACACCUCCAGAACCCUGUCGAAAGCUCUGUUGCGUAUAUAAAUGGCGCGAGUUGCAGUCGGGAGUCGAGUUGAGAAACGACAGUUAAGCAUUCGCUACCUCUUAAUCGUGACAGAGACGUGAUAAAAGUGAUAACAGACUUUUGUAGUUGCUUAUACAGUUUAUUAUUCUUGGUAACAGUUAUUCUUGAACAGCUAUUUAUAGUAGUUAAAGUAAGCUUGUGAUAAUUCUGUGUAAUUUAUUAAGUUGUUAUGAGUUUAUAGUUGUUUCUAGUUUACCAAAGUGUGUUAUAGUGUUGUAAGUAGUAAAUCUAAUCAGUAUAAAUCGCCUCAAGUGUUUUAUUAGUGCAGAAACCCGUAACAUUAUAAUAUCUACAAAGUAUGAAAUCAACAAUAAAAUUAUCUCGAUUUAUCAAAUCACAUUAUUUUAAUCAUUUCUCAACAUAAACACACUCAGUUUGUACUUGGACUAGGUGAAGCUUCCUUUUCAGCUUUUCCACUUCAA
Molecule: messenger RNA, 3484 nt
Organism: Nilaparvata lugens (brown planthopper)
Lineage: Eukaryota; Metazoa; Arthropoda; Insecta; Hemiptera; Delphacidae
Product: ADP-ribose glycohydrolase OARD1-like
Exons: 2
Coding region: 2222-2719 (165 amino acids)
Biological process (GO): peptidyl-glutamate ADP-deribosylation
Source: RefSeq, a predicted model, not a curated record